Molecule: messenger RNA, 7201 nt
Organism: Falco peregrinus (peregrine falcon)
Lineage: Eukaryota; Metazoa; Chordata; Aves; Falconiformes; Falconidae
Gene: PYGO1
Product: pygopus family PHD finger 1
Exons: 3
Coding region: 97-1356 (419 amino acids)
Source: RefSeq, a predicted model, not a curated record
GCGGAGGGGGCGGGGUGCGGGCCGGCGGCGGCGGCAGCAGCAGCAUCAAAGAGCCCCGAUUCCUGCCGCCUUGGGAGCCAUGCGCUGCUGUCUGUAAUGUCAGCGGAACAGGAGAAGGACCCCAUCGCGCUGAAGAGAUCCCGAGGUGGUGACAGUGGAUUGGAUGGGUUAGGAGGACCAGGAGUACAACUUGGAAGCCCUGAUAAGAAAAAGCGCAAAGCAAAUGCACAGGGCUCAUCAUUUCCUCCUCCAUCUGAAUAUGCUCCACCGCCGAAUCCAAGCUCUGACCACCUUGUAGCUGCAAAUCCGUUUGAUGACAACUAUAAUACUGUGUCUUAUAAACCACUUCCUUCAGGAAAUCCAUAUUUUAGUAAUCCUGGUUAUCCUGGCUUUGGAGGCUAUAACACUUUCAGAAUGCCACCUCAUAUGCUGCCCAGAGUGUCCUCGCCAUAUGGUGGUUCUUACUCCCUCAGAAACCAACCACAUCCCCUUCCUCAAAACCCAGUGGGAAUGGGUUUUAGUCGACCCCACUCUUUCAGCUUCAGUCCCCAUGAUAACCCAAGUUUUGGGAAUCAACCACCUUAUAGUGGUGUUCAGAUAAAUCAAAAUGUCAAUAUGCCUGGUCAGCAUUUCAGACCUAAUCCUGGUGAGAACUUUGGCCAUUCUGGUCAGAUACCUCAUCCUGACGUGCCAUCUAACUUUGGUCCUGGAAACAAUCCGAAUUUCCCAAAUUCGCAGCUAGAGUCAAACCAUUCUUUUGUUCCUCCACCAAACACAUACAACCAGACAAAAUCAUCAGCACAAAAGCAAGACUUUAGUCAAGGUGCAAGCAAAGCAGCCAGCCAGAACACUGCUGCUCAUCAGCAUCAUCACAGGACAGAGGACAUUGUGAGUCAAGGUAACAGUGACCUAAAAAAUGUUACUCGAAACAACAACGUGGUAAAUCAGGAUAAUAGCCAUUCGAAUAAUGCUGAUAACACUAACGCUGGCCAUUCAAAUGGGACUCAGAGUAAGUCCCGACAGUCUCGAGGUACUGCUGAAGGAUGCAACUCUGAAAAGAGCAGCAAAACACCCCUUCAUCCCAGUCGUCACGGUCACUCGUCCUCUGAACCCGUCUAUCCGUGUGGAAUUUGUACACAUGAAGUUAAUGAUGACCAGGAUGCCAUCCUGUGUGAAGCCUCUUGCCAAAAAUGGUUUCAUCGGAUCUGUACAGGCAUGACUGAGUCAGCUUAUGGCCUUCUUACAGCAGAAGCGUCAGCCGUUUGGGGUUGUGAUACUUGCAUGGCUGACAAAGAUGUCCAGUUAAUGCGUACAAGAGAGACUGCAGGACCACCUGUGUUGAAUACGGAUGGCUAACAACAUCAAUUGGUGGUAGUGAUUGAAAUACUUGCUAUGAAGAUUUGGUUACAAAUUGGGUACUUCACUUUCUGCAGACAAUCAGUUGUGUUUGAUUGCUGUAAUCUUUUUUUCCCUAGUCUGUUUUAAUUCAUAAACUUCCGUCUCAUCUUUUGUACUCUUAGUUUUAUGUGUGCUAAUGUUUUGCAGGAUGGAAUAUUUUUUUGUUUCUGAUUAAAACUGUAAAACAUAACUGACAACUGAUCAGAAGUAGGAUGUGCAUUGCCAAUUUUAUUGAAGGCAAAAAUGUGGCUGUAUGAAUAGCCCCUAAUUUGCUAGUGUUAAUGUGUUAACACUAGCAUUUAGUGCUCGGAUUUAAUGGUACUAUAUUUGCAAGUACUCAUUAUGUUGAAUGUCCAUUACUGAUGUUCUUGCUAUCCUUUCUUUGAAUAUAGUGGAGAUGAUGUGGAGGAAUGUGCAGUGCUAAUAGUUUUUAUUUUAGGGUAAAUACAGAGAAUUUUGUGUAUGCUUUUUCCUAUUUUUGAAGUAAAGCAUUAACACACUAUUCACAAAUAGAUGACUUCAUGCUUAGUAACACAAUGAAACACACUAAACUCUUAUGCAUUUAUAUUUCCUUGAAAAGGCAAUGAUCUCGUUUGACUUCUCAGCACAUACUUGCUGGAGACUCUUGCUAGGUCUUGCAGUAUUUGGAAAUAGUUACAAAAUAUGAUUACAUUGGAAAAAGAACACUUCAAGUUUGUGAAGUCCAGUGCUUUAAAUCUAGAGAAUACCAAAACUAGGGUUGCAUAUGUAACCUUAAUUCAUUUAUCUUAAACACAUACUUUAGGAUACAGUCUCUGCAUCUGUCACGGUUGUGCAGUCAUGCACCUCUCUCUCAUCGUUUCUCAUUGAUGGUUCCAGCCUCCCACCUCGGUGCUGCCUGCGAACUGUGACUGAACCAGUGCAGGCAAAGUUCUGCCUGUCUCCUGGGGCUUUCAACGAGAGCCUGCUCAGUCAUCCUGAGCUUAGACAGUCCACCUGGCAUGAAGGAGCACGCAGAGCAACGGAGUGUGCUCAGCAUAGGCUCUGAGUUGCAAGAUAAUUUGGCCAGCGAAGUCUUAAAACUGAAUUCCCACCACUGCGUCAGCCAGUCUGUUAGUGAGGGGGUGGGACAUCUAGGGUGAAGAAAACUAGCUUUCGCAUCAGGUGAGUUUAGCUCACAUCAGAAGCAAGUAAUCAGAAAUUUAGCUUCUUUGCUAAACUUGAUAUCCUGUUGAGAAGUAUGAAUGGCACUAGAGCUCCACAUGUGAUGCUAAGAAUUUUAUUUUAAUAUGGGUAAUUUGAUCUUACUCUUGAUCUCAAAGCCCUCUCCUUUUUCUUUUUUAAUGUGGGGAAACAUCAAGCUUUGAAGACCUCAGCCUUAGCAGUGUGAUAAAGUUGCAAACACAACUGAAAAUGAGUGUUUCUGUAGAGAGAAGUGUUGGUUUAACUUAAUAAAAUGUGGCACUGUAAUAACAGACCUUGCCUGUGAUACCACUGUGCUGGAAACUUUUCGUUUUUAAACAGGCAACAAUUAAAUCAUAUGUCAAGCAGUACAGGUACUAGUCACUUUCCCUAAUGUGAUCAGUUGUUCAGGUCUGUGGUGACAAGUGAUGUAGGAGCCUAUAUAAAUACAGUCAUCUAUAUAAAAAGGUAGUUUGUAUGGUAAGCUACACUAAUGAGUGAAAAGUAAGACCUGUUUGCUAGUUCACCAUUGUGUUUGAUUUUAAAUGGACUCUACUGUGGUACUUUUCCUGGAAGAUACUGUGCAGAUCUACAUGACUGUCCUUGUUUUAUUUUAAAAGCGAAAAGUUUCAUAUGCUCUUUUACUGGAGAAGUGCAGUAUUGCCCUCCUUCUUUGUAUUGCCUCUCAUCAGGAAAAAGGAAAUAAUGUCUAAAAUGUCACAAUUCAUAUCUUGAGGAUUUCCUGUGUGGAGAUGUGAAGAAAGUGUAAGGCAGAUCCAGGGCUUCUGUUUUCAUCACUGUUUGCUUUAGUUAAUACAGAUACUAAACUUAAUCUUGUUUUCUUAGAGGUGUGAUAUUUAAAAGCAAACAACAAAAAAACCCCAACCAAGCAACAACCUCUGUUAGAGAGAGUUAUUCUUCAGUAGUUUUCCUAAUGACUGACUGGCUGUUAGAAUUUGCUUUUGGUAUCUACAGUAGAAAUUAAACCAAACCUUGUCUAGAUAGAUUUGUUCCUCUGGGAAUCAAUUUCAUCUCUGCAAUGAUUUGCACUGUGGUGGUAGUGGAGCUGGUUGAGACCUACUGCAGUGUAAAUGAAAUAAAAAUUCUUGCUCAGUGAAAAUUCAACAGAAGCUCCAAUGAUGACGUUGUUACCCAAGCGUGCUGUUCACGAUACCUUUCCCACACCUCAUUCCUGUUGUGAGAAGAUGUUCUCAGAAGUCCAAGUAAUGUUUUAACAGUUGUUUUGGAGCAGACAUUGUAUUUAAAAUAGCCAUGUAUUUCUUAAUCUUUUCCUCAACCCUACACAAAGUUAGGCAAGUGUUUUCUGCAUUAGCUAGCAAGACAUUAGAAUUUAAAUAUAGUGUUCUUACAAACUUGAAAUCAACUGGAGUAUCAUUUUAUAAGGCCUUAAAUUGUGUAUUUGUGAUGAUUUAUUUCAGUUUUUCUAAACUGGUACCAUGUUGGGUUUGUAACCCGGUAAAUUUUCUGUGUUUGUUAACCUGCAAAUUCAAGGCAUUAGCAAAUGCCAGUUGUAUAAAAUAGUAGUAAAAAAACCCCCAACAACACCAGACUUGUUAUCACACUGAUUGUAGAGAUAGGACUGAUUAGGAUCUCCAAAAGUCAUCUAGCCAAUAUGCUUGCCCUACUGAUAUACUCUUGGCAUAUCUGGACUCUUUAUCUAGAGAGAGGGAGUUAUACUUUGUUUUUCUCUGCAUGUAUUGACUAGUUAGUAGUUCAAGUAUGCACAGGAAAAACAACAAUCAUGUUUUGUUAGUAAGGUACUAGGAAAAUGUCAGCUGGUUAGAAUUAGAAAUUAGUUAUAGAAGGGUGGGUGGGAGGGAGGGCUGAUUAGAAUAGGUGAGGUUUUUUUGUAAUACUCUACAUGAAACGAUUUGUAUUGAACUAUCAUGUGCUUCUUUCAUGACUAGUGAUUUAGACUGUACUGGUGCUGCACACCAAAAAUAUCACAAAGAUUUUGUAAAUCUUACAAACCUUGACAUUUUUAUGGGAAAUGCCUGUGUCCUUUUAAAAUAGCUCCUUGCCACGGUCAGAAAUGCAGCCUAUGUAACCCAAAAUGGUUUGGUUUUUUUCUUUUCUUUUCCUUUUUCCCCCCUAGGCUGAAAUAAAUAGGUAUAAACUAGAUUGAACUGUCCUUAAUACUUAGGGUUUUGCCAGAGACCAGUUUUGAAUGAGAAAAUAUGUAUUUUGCUCUUUAAAAUAACUUGUUUUAUUGGUGUCAGGUUAAGUGACAGUGCUGCAUAUAGGCUAGAGGGUAGAUAUCAAAAAUUCUGUUUCUGUCUGUUUUACUGAUCCCUUCUAUAAUUUGAGACAGGCAGGCUAACUGUUUAUGCCUCAAUCUCUUCUUUCAGAAGAUCAGACUAACACUUCCCAAGGGUGUUUAGAGACUUAGCUAUUAUUAGAGGUGACAGAGGCUAGAGAAAGUAGUAAAGUUUGCUCUAUUCAAAACAAAAAUAUAAUUUUGGGGGCUGCUCAAAGAAGAAUAUACUUUGUGACCUCUGAAGUUUUUCAUCUAAGAACCAGUUUUGUAAUCUCAUUUUUCAGGCUUAACUUGAAGCGUGGGAGGAUUAACGCAGUCAGGGGAACUGCAUGCAUGCAGCCGAGACCAUUUCGGAGUGUUUGCAGUUCGGAGCCUAUGAUAUUUGCAACUGAAAUGCUUUUUAUGGUUUGAGAUUUUUACAAAAUCAAUGGUGUUCAAAUGUAGCACUUUUUUAACAUUUGUCUUUAUUCCAACUUAAUACGAUGACACAUCUGCGUUAAAUAUGUCCCUUUCAUUUUAUAAAUAAACAUUGCCUGGCAGUAAAAGUAUUGGUGUAACAUUUUUAAAAAAGGAAGUCAUGCUUCUUAUCAUGUUGUAUGUGACUUAAAUGAUUGUUUCAUAUUAAAACUAAUCUUUCCUUAUGUACUGCUUAAAUAUACCUGUUUUGGGAUAUCAGUUCAGUACUUUUUAUACAAUCUUGAAUGUGUUCCACAUUGGUGACAUGUAUUUUUGCAACAACUUUUUUGUUUCGAUUUUAAAUUAGAGCAUGUCUGAAGUAAUACAUGCAUUAGUGCUGUGGUGUGUGGCAAAGUUACUGUACGUAAUUCAAAUUGGAAAAAAGUUUCCAGACUUUGUCCAACGUUAACCCUGUGGCCAGGGAUUAAAUUACUAUGUAAUACAAAUUAUUUCAUAUCACGAUGUGUUUUAAGCUACUCUAUGAAGUAUGUGAAACAUUAUUGUUUAUGGAUUGGUAGCUGGUGUGGUAUCUUGCAUAGAAUGAGGUAUGAUAGAUGGUAGCAAUUCAUGGUAAUUAAAACUGACUACCUUUCAGAACACGCAGCACUUCUGUGCAUUGUCAUCUUGUUGCCAUAACUGUUAGUAUGAAUUUCUUAAUAUUAUCCACUGACAAAUGGGUGAACAUUUGGUAAUAAGCUCAUAGGUGUGAAAAUUCUAUUCUAACACUCUUUACUUGGUUUACAAAACUUCAUUUUUUUUAUCUGUUGAAUGUUAUCAGAUAUAUGCAGGAGGCUGUAGAACUGGGUGUAUUUUAAAGCUAUUCUGCAAUUACAAAGUUUUGUCUGAAGCUUUCUAUAUUAGAAUAGGCUCUUCCUUAAAAUUGGAAAAUUAAGUGUACUUAGUGGAAAUCUUAAGGCAAUAUAACUAUCCUACACUACAUCUUCAGUUAUGCACAUUAACUUCUUUGUAUGGAACUCCUCUGAUUUCUUGUUGGCUUAUGCUUUAUAUGGGAGUAAAGGGUCGCUUUAGUGCCCUAGUGUUGUGUGUCAUCAGUUCUGAGGUAAUUAAUUUUGAACAGUGUUCAGCCCCUUGGAGGUGUUGACUGUAGCUUGAAGUAUUCAGUCACCCUUAGUCUCCUGGUUCAGAAAUGUUUUAUCCCAACAUCGUAGGGAAUACCUAUUGUUAAAGUGUUUGCCAUACAUGAUUAAUUUUCCUUUUCAUGUUCAAAUAAACUGUCGCAAAAUAAUUUUUGAUCCAACCCCACCUUUUUACUCGGAGGUUUGUGCACUGUAAUUCAGGAAUUGCUGUAUUGGAGACAGUUUGCGAUUGGAGUCAUGAGAGGUGUUGUGUCUAUUCCUAGACGCUCAAAGACACUCAAAUCCUAGACACAGAAAGGAUGAUCUAAACCUGAACUUCCAUAUAACUUAUGGAGGGCAAGCUUUUAAUAUAUUUUAUAUUUCUUCUUCCUUUUUCUUUUUUUUUUCUUUCCUUAAUUGUUUUUUCUGAAAUGUGAAAUAAUAUGGAGUUGUUGAAGGAUUUUUACUUAACAGACUGUCUCUUCUCUAAGCUUUUGUUUAUGGCCUUUAGAGCAGACACUGUAUAUUUUAAGGCCUUCUGACUUGAAAUUUUGUUGUCCACAUUCUCCUUUCAGUGUUAAAGAUGAGUUGAAAAAGGCAAGUUACCCAUCUACUGCCAUCCAAACAAUGCAAAAUAAAUGAUUAAGAUUGUCAACAUUUAAUUUUUUUGUUAAUAAUGAUGUGAUAUUUUACCUUCUAGAAGAACAUGUAUCAGAAUCUGAUUCAAGCGUUCUUGGAAAAUGUAUAUGGUAGAUUUUGUCCAGCACUGUAUGUAACUUGCUUUCUGUCUGUUUUCAGUUUCUUUUAAAAUAAAGAUAACUUUUGCGGGGAA